AUGGUCGCUCAACCUCGCCUCAAGCUCUGUCUUAUUGGCCUGGGCCGUCUCGGUGCUCGUCGGGCUACGAAUCUAGCCUUUGAGCAACCGCGCAUCGAGCUUGUGGCCGUAUGCGACACCAAACCUGGUGCCAACGAGUGGGCUGCAGCCAACCUUCCGCCCUCUGUCAAGUUCUUCUCGGAUCCGGAGGACUGCAUGAAGAAUAGCGGUGCGCAGGCUGUCUUGAUUUCCACUGCGACUGCAACCCACGCUGCCUUGAUUUGUCUUGCCCUCGAUUUGGAACUGCACGUCAUGUGCGAGAAGCCAAUCUCAGUGGAUAUCAUCACUACCGAGGAGGUCGUGGCCAAGUCUGCUUCUAAGCCUCACCUCAAGUUCUUGCUCCCAUUCUCGCGCCGCUAUGAUGAGUCUUACCGUGCCACAAAGCACAUGGUCAAAAGCGGCCUGCUGGGAGACAUUCAUGCUGUCGAGGCCUCGUGCCUUGAUCCGCAGGACAAGGAUGGUUUCUACGUCGCAUUCUCCCAGCAAUCAGGUGGCAUAUUCGUCGAUGCCGGUAUUCACAUUAUCGAUGUUGGCCGGUACUUCCUCGACGUCGAGAAGAACAUUCCAAACCCCAAGAAGCAAGUCAACCGCGUGAUCGCAUUCGGCCAGCAAGCUGUUUACAGCGAGCUUGCUAAAUUCGGCGAUGCCGACAAGGCCUGGGGACUGGUCGAGUUCGCCAACGGUAAGAUUCUCCAGGCUCGCCUGAGCCGCACCAUCACCAACGGGUUCGAAGCCUCCACCCGCGUGUGCGGCACCAAGGGUCACUCCGUAAUUAACGGCAACUCAACUCUGAACCGAGUCGAGAUUCGGGACGAGUACGGGGUCCGCACGACCUCGACUCCUGACGCCUUUGCUCUCUACGACAAGACGUUUAUCAACGACAUCGCAGAGUUCGCCGCCGCUGUGCUUGAUGACAGUCCUUUGUCCUGUUCGCCUGAUGAUGCUUACGAGGCGGGAAAGAUCGCAUGCGCUUUGCAGCACUCGUUCCGUCUUGGCGAGCCCGUGUAUUUCGACGAGUCGGGUCAGCCAUUGCUGAAGCCUCUGCCUUCCAAAUAG
Molecule: messenger RNA, 1095 nt
Organism: Purpureocillium lilacinum
Lineage: Eukaryota; Fungi; Ascomycota; Sordariomycetes; Hypocreales; Ophiocordycipitaceae
Biological process (GO): NADPH regeneration
Cellular component (GO): cytoplasm
Molecular function (GO): nucleotide binding; oxidoreductase activity
Source: RefSeq, a predicted model, not a curated record